AUGAACCAGGGUGGUCUGGGCGUGGAAGACCUGAGGACUGUUUCCAAUCCUCAGCGUGAAAAGACAGCUGGAGGGGAAGAUCCGGGUUUUCCUGAACGUCCUGUCCAAAGUGCAGUGAUGUCUUCACAUGCUCCAGUGAACCAAGGAUAUAAUUCCCAGCUUCCAGGAUCCUACCCUCAUCUACUACCAGCAAAGACUUUGAAUCUGGCCUCUGGACAGUCCAGCUAUCAUGGUUCUCAGGGAUCCGGGCAGACUCUUCACAAGCCCCCUGUGGCUUCUCUCUCAGUGGCACCUUCACCCUACAGUGGUCCUGUCCCCCGAAUGCCACCACCUGCGUCUCAGAGUCCAGCUGCUGCCCCAAGGCUUUCCGGUGGUUUUCCUCCUGGUGCCAGUCCACUGCCACCUGUGAACUGGCAGCACAGCUCCCCGCCCAUGGCACCACAGACGAACCAUUGUCCUCCCGAACCGUCCCAGCUGGCUGUACUUGGGAAUACAAAUUUAUCAGUGCAUCACCAGUACGUUUCUUCUGGAGACCCUUCACUUCAAAACAACUACGUAACAUCAGGUUCUGCCCUUUCCUUAAGGAAUCCACCUCUGCCUACCACUUUCCAGCCAGGAGCUCCUCCAGGGCCUCCUCCAGCUGGGGGUCCACCUUUGGUAAGGGCGCCUGUGCCCCAGAAUGUAUCACUCAGAGCUGCACCCCAGCCUUCGUUCAAUUCAGCUGCCAACCAAGAAGGUAUUACAUCAAAUACCAAUAACGGAUCUAUGAUGGUACAUGGUAGUUAUGAUGAAAUUGAAGGAGGUGGCUUCUUGGCAACACCACAGUUUGCUACUAAGAAUCCCCAGAUGAGCCGAGGUGUUGGAUAUGCAUAUCCCUCCUUACCUCCUGGUUAUCAGAACACAGCACCACCUACCAGUGCAACUGGAAUGCCAUCUUCCUUGAAUUACCGAAGUGGCCCCCAGGCCUUUCCUCAGACUCCCUUAGGUGCUAAUCAUUUAACGGCAAGCAUGAGUGGAUUAAGUCUGCAUCCGGAGGGCCUGCAAGUUGUCAACCUUCUUCAAGAAAGAAAAAUGCUUCCCACAACACCUUUGCAGCCUCCAGCUCCAAAUUUACAUGAAGACAUCCAGAAGCUCAACUGUAACCCAGAGUUAUUUCGAUGCACGCUGACUAGCAUUCCUCAGACUCAGGCCUUACUGAAUAAAGCCAAACUUCCCCUGGGGCUGUUGCUUCAUCCUUUCAAAGACCUAGUGCAAUUGCCUGUGGUUACAUCCAGUACAAUCGUGAGGUGCCGCUCAUGCAGGACAUACAUCAACCCUUUUGUCAGCUUCCUUGAUCAGAGGAGAUGGAAGUGUAACUUAUGUUACCGAGUCAAUGAUGUUCCUGAAGAAUUCAUGUACAAUCCUUUGACCAGAGUUUAUGGAGAACCUCACAGAAGACCUGAAGUUCAAAAUGCUACUAUUGAGUUUAUGGCUCCUUCAGAAUACAUGCUACGACCACCACAACCUCCAGUGUACCUCUUUGUAUUUGAUGUAUCUCAUAAUGCAUUUGAAACUGGAUACUUGAAUUCAGUUUGCCAGAGUUUGUUAGACAAUCUGGAUUUGCUUCCUGGCAACACAAGAACAAAAAUUGGCUUUAUAACAUUUGACAGUACCAUUCAUUUCUAUAGCCUUCAGGAAGGUCUUUCUCAACCUCAGAUGCUAAUAAUUUCAGAUAUUGAUGAUAUUUUUAUACCUAUGCCAGAAAACUUACUGGUAAAUUUAAAUGAAAGUAAAGAGCUUGUCCAAGGUUUACUGAAAACUUUGCCACAAAUGUUUAACAAGUCUCUGGAGACUCAGAGUGCCUUGGGUCCUGCUCUUCAGGCUGCCUUUAAGCUGAUGUCCCCAACUGGUGGUCGAAUGUCUGUCUUUCAAACACAGCUCCCAACUCUUGGAGUGGGAGCCCUGAAACCACGGGAAGAGCCCAACCAAAGGUCAUCUGCUAAGGAAAUCCACCUGACACCAUCCACUGACUUCUAUAAGAAAUUAGCCUUGGACUGUUCUGGUCAGCAGGUAGCUGUUGACUUAUUUCUUCUCAGUGGACAGUAUUCUGACUUGGCUUCACUAGGGUGUAUUUCUCGGUACUCAGCAGGCAGUGUCUAUUACUAUCCAUCUUACCAUCAUCAGCACAACCCUGUGCAGGUGCAGAAAUUACAGAAGGAGCUGCAGAGGUACCUCACGCGGAAGAUUGGCUUUGAGGCAGUCAUGAGGAUUCGGUGUACCAAAGGUCUUUCCAUUCAUACUUUCCAUGGGAAUUUCUUUGUUCGGUCAACGGACUUGUUAUCUCUGCCCAACGUCAACCCAGAUGCUGGAUAUGCAGUACAGAUGUCAGUGGAAGAGACUCUUACUGACACUCAGUUGGUUUCUUUUCAGUCAGCACUCUUGUAUACGUCAAGCAAAGGUGAAAGAAGAAUUCGGGUCCAUACUUUGUGUUUGCCAGUGGUUUCCACUCUGAAUGAAAUCUUUCUUGGAGCUGAUGUUCAAGCAAUUUCAGGGUUAUUGGCCAAUAUGGCUGUUGAUAGGUCCAUGACCGCCAGUCUGAGUGAUGCCCGGGACGCCCUGGUGAAUGCCGUCAUUGACUCUCUCUCAGCUUACCGCUCCUCCGUCCUCAGUAACCAGCAGCCAGGACUCGUGGUUCCUUUCUCUUUGCGGCUUUUCCCACUUUUUGUGUUGGCUCUUCUUAAACAGAAGUCAUUCCAGACUGGAACAAAUACACGUCUAGAUGAACGCAUUUUUGCUAUGUGUCAGGUGAAAAACCAGCCCUUGGUUUACCUUAUGCUCACGACACAUCCCAGUUUGUACAGAGUUGACACUUUGUCCGAUGAGGGAGCAUUGAACAUCAAUGACAGAACCAUACCUCAGCCUCCUGUCCUUCAGCUCUCAGUGGAGAAUUUGAGCAGGGAUGGUGCUUUCCUCAUGGAUGCAGGCUCUGUACUGAUGCUUUGGAUUGGAAAAAACUGUGCACAACAUUUUCUCAGCCAAGUUCUAGGAGUUCAGAACUAUGCAUCAAUUCCACAGGCCAUGACAGACCUUCCAGAACUUGAUACCCCAGAAUCUUCCAGGACACUAGCUUUCAUCUCUUGGCUUAGAGAGCAGAGGCCAUUUUUCCCAAUACUUCAUAUAAUAAGGGAUGAGAGUCCAAUGAAAGCAAACUUCCUUCAGAACAUGGUAGAAGACAGAACAGAAUCUGCGUUAUCAUAUUAUGAAUUCCUCCUGCAUAUACAACAGCAAGUGAAUAAAUAAACGAAGAAACUUGAUUUAGUUAUUGCUAAGGAAAUCACAGUAAUGCAGAAUUCCUGGGAAUGUGUGAUACCUUCUGGGAAUGUGAUACCUUCCUUUUCUAUUUAAGUUUGUGAACUAAUGGGAUGAUUAAGAUGUUUUCACUGUGAUUUCAUCAAACUAUAGCAAAUAAAGGACCACAGCAGAGAAUCAAACGUGCAACUCUGAAACACUAUUUUUCAAAUCAAAAUAUAUCUAAAUAUGAUUGGAUACCUUUUUUCCUUUGCUGCCAAUUAUGUUUGCGUUGUUAAGGAUGAGAAUAAGAUACAACAUUGCAGAGGCAAAGUACAUUUUGUAAAAUAAAGACUUCUGUGUUCCACAUGUA
Molecule: messenger RNA, 3640 nt
Organism: Fukomys damarensis (Damara mole-rat)
Lineage: Eukaryota; Metazoa; Chordata; Mammalia; Rodentia; Bathyergidae
Gene: Sec24a
Product: SEC24 homolog A, COPII coat complex component
Exons: 23
Coding region: 1-3279 (1092 amino acids)
Biological process (GO): intracellular protein transport; COPII-coated vesicle cargo loading; endoplasmic reticulum to Golgi vesicle-mediated transport
Cellular component (GO): endoplasmic reticulum exit site; COPII vesicle coat
Molecular function (GO): SNARE binding; zinc ion binding
Source: RefSeq, a predicted model, not a curated record